Molecule: messenger RNA, 979 nt
Organism: Ictalurus furcatus (blue catfish)
Lineage: Eukaryota; Metazoa; Chordata; Actinopteri; Siluriformes; Ictaluridae
Product: polymeric immunoglobulin receptor-like
Exons: 3
Coding region: 263-973 (236 amino acids)
Source: RefSeq, a predicted model, not a curated record
UCUGCAUUGCAAGGUAUGGAAUGAUUCCUGUUACUGUAGCUAUAAAAACUUGUUCCUUUGUCAGCUUCUCUUGUUUUCUCUAAUGACAUUAAUAAGAGAAAAAAGCAGUCACUAAAUUAAGACACACUGGGGUUUUAGACCACAUAGUACAGUUAGCAGGAAGAGGAACUGCUUGAGCUGCUACAGACACAGCGACAACUUCUCAGAGAAGCAGGACGCAAGAAAACUCUCACAUUUUAUUCAACAUCAGAACAAAUCUAACAUGAGCUGCUUUUUCAUUUUUAUUCUCUUCACUUCCAGUGUUGCCAGUCAGGCAUGGAGGCAGUUUAGUUUUAAAACUGGAGCAUCUGUCACCAUCCCGUGUCGUUAUGAUAGGACAUAUAUACAACAUAAGAAAUACUGGUGCUUUGACGCUUCUGCAGCAUACAAUUACUGCAAAAUUCAGGCGUAUGCCAAUGAGACACAGGGGAAAGUGACAGUGACUGAUAACCCAGCGGAGAGUCUCUUUACUGUGACUAUGAAUAAUCUCCAGACAGAAAACACUGGAACGUACUAUUGUGUUGUAGAGAUAGAUGGAAUAUUCUAUCCAGAUGUUACAGAAAUACUUUAUAUCACAGUGAAAUCAGAUCCUGAUCUGUCUGUGAUGGAGAGCAGCGUGAGUGGUGAGGAAGGAGGCAGCGUCACAGUCCAGUGUCUCUACAGCACUGCGUAUCAGAAUACACAGAAGCAGUGGUGCAGAUUUAUAGACAGCCGCUGCAACAAUAUGGGGAGGACUGCCACAUCCCAGAAGUCAGCAGUGCAGGUCAGUGAUGAUGGGAGAAGAUCCUUCAGUGUGCAGAUGAGGGGACUGAAGAAGAGUGAUGCUGGCUGGUACUGGUGCAGUGCAGGAGAUCUGCAGGUUCCUGUUCACAUCAGUGUCGGUGAUCCACCUCCAGGUAUUAUCACAUACACUGACCUCUACUUUAACAAAUGAAAAUCA